AUGGCAAUACCGUUUACAUCGCCACCUGGAUUUUUAGAAAUGAACGAUUUUUUGACAAACGUACCUCUAGCAAAUGAUGCAAAUAUUUUACCCAGUCGAAUGGACAUAAUUCCAAAUUUAGACAUUCCACCUCCCGAUUUUAAUCCAAUGUUUGGCUUGGAAGACAAUUCAAAACUAUUAGAUAUCAACACCCCUCUAGCACUUCCCAAUUCAUUUUCUCAAACUCUACCAGUCAUACCUGCAGACUUGUUCUUACCUGAUUUAAAUAGAUUAGAAAAUCUUCCAGUUGAACACAACCAACCUUAUGCUCCUUAUUUGCCUCCUAUCAGUCCACCUGGUCCACCAUUCACACCAGAUUUGAAGCCAUUUUUCAAUGAACAACCACAAUUAUCACCUUUAGUAACAUCUCCAGUAUUACCACUGACAACAGAAACAAAUCUUCUUGGAGGCAAUCCUACUUCAAAUGCUGUAUCUAUUCCAUCCAAUUUUUUUCCUAACGACAAUACGGACUCAUUGAAUCGGUAUAAAAAUAAAUUAUCGACUGCACGUCCUUCGCUGUAUGAUACAGUAGAAACAAAGUCAAAACCUUUAACUAUUGAUGGUGUCGUUGAAGAAGUAUUGAAAGAAAAAUCUAAAAAAGAAAUUAAAUUGGAUAAACUGAACUUUAAAUUAAAAUUGUUAAAAGAUAUGGAAAGAGAUUUAUUAAUGAUAGAUUUGAUGAAAUAUGACAUUGAAUGUGAAAAAAGAAAAAAAAAUUACCGAACAAGUAAAUUGUUGAAAAAAUAUGGUUUAUCAGGUAUGGAUUAUCAAAACAAUUGCAAUUUGUCUUGUGCUAGUGCAACAUGUUUUUAUUCUCAGUGCCAUCCGCACGUUUGCCACAACUGCACACCAGCACCAGCAGAAUGUGGUUUUCAAAAAUUUUCUGUUCCAGCAUAUCAGUAUGAACAUGCACAACCAAGAAAAUAUUACAUUCGUAAAAGAAAGAAAUAUUUCUACGUUAAUAAUUAA
Molecule: messenger RNA, 1008 nt
Organism: Helobdella robusta
Lineage: Eukaryota; Metazoa; Annelida; Clitellata; Rhynchobdellida; Glossiphoniidae
Exons: 1
Coding region: 1-1008 (335 amino acids)
Source: RefSeq, a predicted model, not a curated record